Messenger RNA from Hordeum vulgare subsp. vulgare (domesticated barley), 1113 nucleotides. Its product is annotated as flavone O-methyltransferase 1-like. Gene Ontology annotation, molecular function: protein dimerization activity; S-adenosylmethionine-dependent methyltransferase activity; O-methyltransferase activity. Gene Ontology annotation, biological process: methylation. Bases 6 to 1088 code for a protein of 360 amino acids. NCBI's taxonomy places the organism in Eukaryota, Viridiplantae, Streptophyta, Magnoliopsida, Poales, Poaceae. The record is from RefSeq and is a predicted model, not a curated record. The transcript is spliced from 2 exons.
AGGCAAUGGGCUCUACCGCCACUAAGAAGGACGCAGCUAGCGACGAGGAGGCAUGCAUGUACGCGUUGCAGCUGGCAACAUCCUCUAUUCUGCCAAUGACGCUAAAGAACGCCAUCGAAUUGGGCAUGCUCGAGACGAUUGUGAGCGCCGAUGGGAAGGCCCUAUCCCCGUCGGAGGUGGCUGCGCAGCUGCCGUGCAAGGCCAAUCCGGAUGCGCCGGCCAUGGUGGACCGUAUGCUGCGGCUGCUUGCCUCGCACAAGGUCGUGACGUGCCACAUGGAGAAAGGUGAGGAUGGUCUCCUCACCCGCCGGUAUAGUCCGGCUCCGGUGUGCAAGUGGCUCACGCCCAACGAGGAUGGCGUCUCCAUGGCACCGAUGCUCCUUAUGGUCCAGGACAAGGUCCUGAUGGACUGCUGGUAUUAUUUGAAGGAUUCUGCAGUUGAUGGUGGCCUCCCAUUUAACAAGGCGCAUGGGACUACUGUGUUCGAGUACCAGGGCAAGGAUACACGCUUUAAUAGUGUGUUCAAUGAGGGUAUGAAGGGUCACAGUAGCAUCAUCAUUAAGAAGCUUCUCGAGUUGUACAUGGGCUUUGAAGACAUCAGCACUAUUGUCGACGUUGGUGGUGGUGUCGGCACGACGAUCCAUGCCAUCACCUCUAAAUACCCUCACAUUAGGGGGAUUAACUUCGACCUCCCACAUGUCAUCGCGGAGGCGUUCCAAUCUCUUCAUGUGCAACACAUUGGCGGCGACAUGUUUGAGAAAGUGCCUCCGGGUGACACCAUAAUAAUGAAAGGGAUCCUUCACGAUUGGAAUGAUGAGCAUUGUAUGACCCUGCUGAGGAACUGCUAUGACGCCUUGCCAACACAAGGUAAGGUGGUAGUCGUGGAGUGCAUCCUACCGGUGUCACCAGAAGCAAAGCUAGGGGAACAGGUGGUGCUCAAUGUGGACAUGAUCAUGCUUGCCCACACCCCUAGUGGCAAGGAAAGGUACCUCAAUGAGUUUGAAGAACUUGCUAUGGGCGCAGGGUUCAGCAGGGUCAAUACUACCUACAUCUACGCUGAAUCAUGGGCUAUUGAAUUUAUCAAAUAGCCGCAUUUCAUAUGGUCUUCUCGGU